GGGGGUGGGGCGCUCUCCCCGGCCCCGCUCCCCUCCCCCCCAACCUCCGCCCCGCCGCGGCGUCUGACGUCCCGCGCGUCGGUGGCGCGGAGCAGCGCGGGGAGCCAGGCGGGCCGCAGGCGGGGUGUGAAGAGGAAAAAAAAUGACACUCCAGUGGGUGGCAGUUGCAACCUUUCUUUAUGCUGAAAUAGGACUUAUUUUAAUCUUCUGUCUUCCUUUUAUUCCUCCUCAGAGAUGGCAGAAAAUUUUUUCAUUUAAUGUCUGGGGUAAAAUUGCAACUUUCUGGAACAAGGCUUUCCUUACUAUUAUAGUCCUAUUGAUUGUUCUAUUUCUAGAUGCUGUGAGAGAAGUAAGGAAAUACUCCUCUAUACCUGCCAUUGAAAAAGGCUUAAGCAGUAAACCUGGUGCCUAUGAACAUGCACAAAUGAAACUUUUUAGGUCUCAAAGGAAUCUUUACAUUUCUGGAUUUUCAUUAUUUUUCUGGCUUGUGUUGAGACGUCUGGUUACCCUUAUUACUCAGCUGGCUAUAGAACUGUCAAACAAAGGAGUACUUAAAACUCAAGCAGAAAAUACUAAUGAGGCUGCCAAAAAAUUCAUGGAAGAGAAUGAAAGACUAAAACAGCUCUUGAAAAACUAUGUCAAUGAAGAGGAACACAUUUUGGAAGCAGAAAAUAAAAAACUAAUAGAAGACCAGGAAAAACUGAAAACUGAAUUAAACAAGACUUCAGAUGCCCUUUCUAAGGCACAGAAUGAUGUGAUGACAAUGAAAAUGCAAUCAGAGCGACUUUCAAAAGAAUACGAUCGACUUCUGAAAGAACACUCAGAACUUCAGAAUCGCUUGGGGAAAGACAGUAAGAAAGGCCUGUGAACUUUGAAAGACGAUGGCGACACACCAUGUGAAGAUGACAAAUUUGUUAUCGUGUUGGCCUGUAGAACAAUUUAAAAUUCAGUUCAGUAAAAGGUACCGUUUAUGACCAGCCAAUAAUUUUGUUAAUGCCACAUAUAGCCUGUUAUCCUAACGGUGUUGUCACAAUAGUUGAUGAUGUUUCAGAUACAUCGUCAAGUCUAUAUUCCAGCUCUUCUGUAAAAUAUAAGCGUGUUUAGCACCCUAGUAAGAUAUUGAGAGGAACACUGGUUAUAUGGUGACUGUUUACUAAUAAAAAGAAAAAUUUAUAGCCAGUUACUUCCCAAAUUGAUUUUUAAGUUGAUGAAAUCAUUAAUAGCCUUAAAAGCUGUGAUGUGUUUUCAGUAAUAAUAAUCUAUUUAAUCAGAUGACGAUAAUGCUGAUGUAUUUGAAAAUAGUAUUCAGUAUCAGCAGAUUUGUUCAUAGAUUAAAUAAGGACAAAUGAUCAGAAUUAGCCAUUAUAUAUAUGGGGAAGAGUCAUGAAGAGCAAAAAAAUGAAAACAAUGACCUUAGUUGUUGUUCUUUUUUAUAAGUCUGAUGAUACUAUAGUUUACUCUUGUAAAACAGCUAUAUUGAUAAUUAUAUUUUUGUUACUGUGCUUCUAUAUCUGUUGGACUGUUUCCGUUGACAUUUGUGUUAAUACCACAUAAUAAGUAGGCAUUAUACCUUUUUAAAAUUCAUCUGAUAAUGAAGUUUACAUCUAUUUGCAUAACUGCCAUACACUGAACUUAAAAUUAUUUUACGACAAUGUGGAAUUCUUGACUUAGAAAGCUAAUGUAGAGCAUAUCCAAAGAGCAAUGUUUCCCAUCGCUGUGAGAGUUACUAAGUAUACAAAUAUUACCUCAAAUAUACAUACACUGGGGUCACAGUUUCUCUGAGAUGUAUCUGUAUUCUGAAAGCUAAAUAUUAAGUACCAUUUUUCCAUUCAUAUUCCUUUAGAAUCUCCUUUAGAACAUGAUAACGACUGUAGUUAUAUUAAAAUGAUUUAGGUUGUUCCAGUGUUUAGACAUGAAAAUCAUCUUCCUUGUCUCAUAAAGACCUAAAUAUAAAUAAUGGAAUGGAAAAUAA
Molecule: messenger RNA, 1972 nt
Organism: Neofelis nebulosa (Clouded leopard)
Lineage: Eukaryota; Metazoa; Chordata; Mammalia; Carnivora; Felidae
Product: B-cell receptor-associated protein 29
Exons: 8
Coding region: 143-868 (241 amino acids)
Biological process (GO): endoplasmic reticulum to Golgi vesicle-mediated transport; intracellular protein transport
Cellular component (GO): endoplasmic reticulum; endoplasmic reticulum membrane
Source: RefSeq, a predicted model, not a curated record